GCUUUAGAAGAAGAGUAUUUUCCAGCGCACUCCUCCAUCAUGUCCUCUCCACUGCGCACCAUGAUUUCGCGCCUCUCGCUCUUUCGUCCGGCUCACACCAGAUAUGCCGCUGCUGCUCACUUUCAUGCAACGUCAAACUGCAGUGGCGCAAGAGUCGCUGUUGUGUUGUCUGGAUGUGGUGUUUUUGAUGGCACUGAAAUCCAUGAGGCGUCAGCAAUCCUGGUGCAUCUGAGCCGUGGAGGUGCAGAGGUUCAGAUGUUUGCUCCUGAUGUAUCUCAGAUGCAUGUAAUAGACCAUGGCAAAGGUCAGCCUUCGGAGACCGAGUCGAGGAAUGUCUUAUCUGAAUCGGCACGUAUCGCCAGGGGCAACAUCACUGAUCUGGCCAAGCUGAGUGCCAGUAAUCACGAUGCCAUCAUCUUCCCUGGUGGUUUUGGUGCAGCUAAAAACCUGUCCACAUUUGCCAUUGAUGGGAUGGAUUGUGAGGUGAAUAAAGAAGUGGAGCGGGUUUUAAAGGACUUCCAUAAAGCAGGAAAGCCUAUUGGGUUGUGCUGUAUUUCUCCUGUGCUGGCUGCUAAAGUUCUCCCUGGUGUAGAUGUGACAGUGGGUCAUGAGGAGGAGCAAGGUGGGAAGUGGCCAUAUGCUGGUACCACACAAACCAUCACUGCACUGGGAGCCAAACAUACUGUGAAAGAUGUCACUGAAGCUCAUGUGGACCAGAAGAAUAAGGUGGUGACGACACCUGCGUUCAUGUGUGAUACAAAGCUGCACUUGAUUUUUGAUGGGAUCGGUGCCAUGGUGAGAGAUGUCCUGAAGCUCAGCGGGAAGUGAAAAUUCAGCCAGUAUAUCAGUAUCUUUACAUUCACUGCAUUGAGUUCAUCAAUCAUAUAGGAUAUGUGUAAGACACCAUCAAUUAAAACAUAGUAAACUUAAGUUGCAGUCUUUUGACAGACAUUACUAAUCAAACGUGUCUGCCUGACAUUAUUAAAUGGUAUUUAGCUGAAUGUCCAGCAGAGGGCACUCUCUGAUUUUUUAAAUGUUUGAAAAAAGAAAUGUGAAAUGAAAUAACCUCUAGAUUUGUCUGUUGUGAAAUAUUUCAAUUGUAUUUGCAAUUUAAUGUAAUAAAUACUUGAAAUGAAUAUUAGGUCAAAGUACAACUUACAAUGUACCAAAACAGCUUGAUGUGCAUGUUAAUUAUAUUUAAGUAGACACUGUGUGUGUGUUGAAAUAUGAAGUUUGAAAGAAUAAAGAAUAUAUAAUUUUGUUAAA
Molecule: messenger RNA, 1266 nt
Organism: Danio rerio (zebrafish)
Lineage: Eukaryota; Metazoa; Chordata; Actinopteri; Cypriniformes; Danionidae
Gene: gatd3
Product: glutamine amidotransferase class 1 domain containing 3
Cellular component (GO): mitochondrion
Source: RefSeq, marked validated